GAUCAAGGUCUCCGAUUCUCAUUGCUCCGUACAUUUUCUCAUGGUUGUAUCAAAGAUCUGAAAAUUCGCUACCGCUUCCUCGCGUCGCCCAGUCCUCUCCGUGCGCACGUUUUCUACGUGCCUUGAAUACGUCGCUCGAAACCAAUAUUAUUCUCGUUGGAAAUGGCUUCAACUACUCCAACGAUUUCAGUGGAGCGUAUCUCCAUCCCAAGAGCCCUUCCGGCGUUCAUGCACAGCCUCUUCGGACUUCCGAACGACCCCGCAUCUCUGUACCUCUCCGUGGACUCAGACAGCCUGAUCAUCUAUGCCGAACCAGCCUCAACGGUCAACAUAGUUGACCUUUCACAGCUUAACGGCGCUCUACGCCAGGGGGACGAGAGUGCACUCGCCCUAAAAUCUUUCUUGGAAACUGGCACCACAAUCAAGGUUUUCUUCGACGCGCGGAACCCGGCAAGGACCCUGUUCAACCGCUGUGGCAUUAAACUAGCCAUCGAGACUUGCACUAAGCAAGCUUAUAUCCACGAAGUGCAAAUGAUGGAGGUAGCGUUGCGCCGGAGAGAUACGGAUCACGAAUGGCUUGCAGGAUUCGAUAAGUGUAUAAGGCGGGACUCUGGCCUUGGCGCCAAUAAGCUCAUGCCCAGUAGCUCGGAUAGGGACGUCGAAUUUGACAAGAGGAUCUUGCAUCUGCCAUUCCUAUGGAAGAAGUAUCACGAUCAGUUGGCCAAAGGCCGGGCUGGAAGCGGGAUGUUGUUCUGGGUCGCGAAGAUCCGCGAAGCAACGCAGAAGCGAUUGGAAGAAUCGCGCGGCGAGAAUCACGGUAGAUGCAAUGCCAACGGUGCGAGAAGCGGCUGGGACAAGGACAGCAUUGAGGAGUGGCGUGAUUCUUGGAAUGAAGACGUCCUGAUGGACGCAAACACUGGAGGCGAGUGGAUGGGUGGUGCGGAACAUUGGGCGAAAUUCCGUGUAUUGUGAUACCGAUCCCGGGAAAAAAUACGGCGAGCUUUUCAAGAACAAGAUAAUCGACUGCGCCAUCAGACUCGGGCCACCGUUCUUCUCUAAAAACUAGGCUAUUUCCCGGCUGGCUACUUCUCUCGCAGCACUCCAUGGGACCAUCAAUCCAUCCGAUAUUCGCCUCUCUACUACAACCCCGUCGCCAUCAGCAUCGAGACCAAGUCGCCCGACGG
Molecule: messenger RNA, 1184 nt
Organism: Trematosphaeria pertusa
Lineage: Eukaryota; Fungi; Ascomycota; Dothideomycetes; Pleosporales; Trematosphaeriaceae
Exons: 2
Coding region: 163-972 (269 amino acids)
Source: RefSeq, a predicted model, not a curated record